AUGACAUCAUGUCUCUCACGCCCUUAGAAAACAGGUGAGGAGAACAGGAGACGUUAAACCAGACAGAGGGCCACGUUGUUUAAUACUUUGUAUUACGAAGAAUCUUCCCAAUCAAAAAUGGCAGACUUGUGGGAUGACUUAGAGAGCUUUGCGAAUGCUUCCUCUUCUUUCACCGCAGUGCCAGGAGAGAGGGGUACCAUUAAAGCUAAAGCUAACUUCAACGUCAGUGAAGAUGUUGCAGCUCUUUGUAAAGCAAUUGAAGGCAUAGGUACAACUGAGAAAACGUUGAUAGAGAUACUGACCCACAGGAGCAGCAGUCAAAAGCAGGCUAUUUCAAAGGCAUACCAAGAAACCACAAAGAGGAUUCUUGUUAAUGACUUGAAAGGCGACACUCAGGGCAAGUUAGAAGAAGUGCUUGUUGCACUCGCAAGACCUCCUGCAGUCAAUGAUGCUAAAUGGUUAAUCGAAGCAAUCAAAGGGGCUGGAACGGACAACAGUAUCCUGAUAGAAAUUCUUUCCUCACGGACAAAUAAACAAAUCAAGGAGCUGUCUGCAGCAUAUUCUGAGGAAACAAAGAAAACACUGAUACAGAGCCUAAAGACCGAAGUUUCGAGAGAUUUUGGCAAAGCCAUCCUUUUGCUUGCUGAGGGGGCGAGGGACGAGAGCACCAAUGUGAAUGCAGACCAGGCUAGAGAGGAUGCAAAGGCCCUCUAUAAUGCGGGCGAGAAAAAACUGGGAACUGAUGAGUCCAAGUUCAUUGAGAUCCUCUGUAAAAGGAGCAUCCCUCACCUGAGACAAACAAUAUUGGAAUAUAAAAACAUCAGUGGCAAGACUUUGCAGAAGAGCAUCGAGAAGGAAAUUUCUGGAAGCCUGGAGGAGCUGCUGGUUGCUAUUGUAAAGUGUGUAAUGAGUACUCCUGCAUACUUUGCUGAAAAACUCUACAAAAGCAUGAAGGGAGCAGGUACAGAUGAAACCACUUUGACCAGAGUAAUGGUCAGCCGUGGAGAGAUCGACAUGCUGGACAUCAGAGCUGAAUACAAGAAGCUCUAUCAGUCUUCACUCUACAAGGAAAUAAAUUCUGAUGUGUCUGGCAGCUACGGUGAAUGCCUGAAGAUGAUUUGUGGAGGAGAAGACUAACCUGUUUACAAAACCUGGUUACAAGUUCUCAGGAUGCUUUAUAAAAUAGUUUCAUGAGGGAAAUAUAUCAUUUAUAUCAUAAUAUAUAAUUUCAUCAUGUAUAGUUUAGUGCAGCUAAAAGUUACAGAGUGAGAUUCAUAUUGAUUAAAGAUUCAUAUUUAAAACAUACCUUUGGUUUUUGUCUCGGUCAAAACUGUUAAGACUUUUUGGUGGUGAAUGGCCCCUCAGGCAUGACUUUCUAUGAUUUAGAAUAAACACCAAUUAAAAUGUUGCUGAUAAAUCAUGAAUAUUAUAAUUAGAAAUUAAAAUGUUAUGUUUAUUGUAUGCAUUUAUUAAUUCUUUUGGUCUACAUACAGUAAUAUUACAUAAUAUGUCCUUCAUUCAUUAUGUGAAUCAGCAGAGUGAAUUAACAGACUGGAUUAUAAGAUUGAAAUGCUGAAGAAUAUAUUAUUUUAGAACACAACAAAAUUGUUUGUUUGUUUUAAACGAGUUUCAUGUUUGUUUGUUUUAAUACUGUAAGUGUCUAAGUGAGUGUCUAUAAAACCAGAGAAAGUUUAUCAGACAUCUGUUUUUGGUGCUAUCAUAUGGGUGAAAUAAUCAACAUGAUGCCUGUUUGUGCCUUUUUGGCAAUAAAAUAAAUUAAUAAACCCA
Messenger RNA from Ctenopharyngodon idella (grass carp), 1788 nucleotides. Its product is annotated as annexin A3-like. The transcript is spliced from 14 exons. NCBI's taxonomy places the organism in Eukaryota, Metazoa, Chordata, Actinopteri, Cypriniformes, Xenocyprididae. The coding region runs from base 118 to 1137 and encodes 339 amino acids. Gene Ontology annotation, molecular function: calcium-dependent phospholipid binding; phospholipase inhibitor activity; calcium ion binding. Gene Ontology annotation, cellular component: cytoplasm. The record is from RefSeq and is a predicted model, not a curated record.